This is a messenger RNA of Odontomachus brunneus, 3292 nucleotides long. RefSeq names its product glycogen [starch] synthase (gene GlyS). Gene Ontology annotation, molecular function: alpha-1,4-glucan glucosyltransferase (UDP-glucose donor) activity. Bases 565 to 2643 code for a protein of 692 amino acids. Gene Ontology annotation, biological process: glycogen biosynthetic process. NCBI's taxonomy places the organism in Eukaryota, Metazoa, Arthropoda, Insecta, Hymenoptera, Formicidae. The transcript has 12 exons. Gene Ontology annotation, cellular component: cytoplasm. The record is from RefSeq and is a predicted model, not a curated record.
AAAGCGUGGAAGUUGCGUGUCAAGGAAGAUCAAGCUCCAUUGAUCCACAUCCGACGAUGUUCUCCAUGCUCAUCGUAAUCAUCCUCAACCGCGAUUGCUAUUCGCGUGCCGCAAAUAGACCACGUGUGGUAGCCCCGACGACCACGUGACGGUAGCGCGCGAGCUCCUGGUGUGUCGCGGACGACACGUGUAGACCGGACGACGGGCAGAGUCAGGUCGGUUCGCGCUCGUUCCCUCUCUCGGCUGGGAUCACGUGCCAUCUGUCGUUACGACAGCGAGAGAGCGAGAGAGCGGCAUGCGCUUAUCAGGCCGCUGCUCUACUCUUACGGCAGUUCGAAGUGUACGCGCGCGAGCGCCGAGAGAGAGCCCUUGUGACCUUUCUCGCGUAGUCCGUGGUGACCUUAGUUUGAACCUGAUCGUGAAACUGCGCGCUCCAGCCGGCCGGGUGUCUCCUCCGGCCAGUCUAGACACGAGCAGCAGCCAGUGCCGCGAACGCUCCGUCUUCUCCUCUUCUCCGUCGCGUUGCCAAGAGACAUCGAAAACGAUUACAGAGCAACGAAGAAAAUGUCAAGGGAACGCGCCUCUAGACGAUUUUACCGUAUAGACAGCACCAAUGAUCUAUUCGAAUUCAUGGACCGCGGCUACACCGCCCAGAAUGAGAAUCGAUGGAACUUCGAAGUCGCCUGGGAGGCCGCCAACAAAGUUGGUGGAAUCUAUACAGUGAUACGAUCCAAAGCUUACGUCUCGACGGAAGAGAUGGGCGAUCAGUAUUGUCUGAUCGGCCCGUAUAAGGAAACUUCGGCGCGCACCGAGGUUGAAGAGAGCGACUUCCUGCCGCACAAUCCUCUCCAUCAGACGGUGCAAAAAAUGCGCGAUCAAGGAUACAAAGUGGUAACGGGGACCUGGUUGGUGGACGGGAAUCCCCAAAUCAUUUUGUUCGAUGUUGGAAGUGCCGCCUGGAAGAUGGACGAGUAUAAGCAGGAGUUAUGGGAUUCUUGUCACUUUGGUAUACCUCAUCUCGAUAUCGAAGCUAAUGACGCCGUUAUAUUUGGAUAUUUAGUUUGCCAAUUCAUCUCCGAGUUUAGGAAGGCGGCCGAAGGAUACUCGUCCACCGCACCGAGGGUGGUUGUGCAUUGUCACGAAUGGCAAGCGGGUAUCGGGCUGAUCGCUCUGAGAACAAAAAAUGUGGACGUGGCUACGGUGUUCACCACUCACGCCACUCUUUUGGGUAGAUAUCUCUGCGCGGGGAAGACUGACUUUUACAAUAAUCUGGAUAAGUUUAGUGUCGAUGAAGAAGCAGGCAAGCGACAGAUAUAUCACAGAUACUGUAUGGAACGCGCGGCGACGCACUUGGCACAUGUGUUCACGACCGUCUCCGACAUUACCGGUUUUGAGGCCGAGUAUUUGCUCAAACGCAAACCGGACAUUAUCACGCCGAACGGGUUGAACGUGAAGAAGUUCGCGGCGUUGCAUGAAUUUCAGAAUUUACACGCUAUCAGCAAGGAGAAGAUACACGAGUUCGUGCGUGGCCACUUUUAUGGACACUACGACUUCGAUCUGGACAAAACCCUGUACUUUUUCAUCGCUGGUCGAUACGAAUUCGGGAACAAGGGUGCCGAUAUCUUCAUAGAAGCCUUGGCCAGAUUGAACCACUAUCUGAAAUCGUCGAGGCCCGACUUGACCGUGGUCGCUUUUCUCAUUUUCCCCGCAAAAACCAAUAACUUUAACGUCGAAUCUCUCCGUGGUCACGCCGUAACGAAAUCCUUACGAGAUACCAUUAACGAUAUACAACAGAAAAUAGGAAAACGGAUGUAUGAAUUAUGCCUUUCUGGUCGUAUGCCGGAAGCCGAAGACUUGUUACAGAAAGAGGAUACUAUUAAAAUCAAACGAUGUCUUUACGCACUCCAGAGGAAUGGAUUACCACCUAUUACGACGCACAACGUUGUUGAUGACUAUCACGAUCCGGUAUUGAACGCCAUUAGGAGAUGCAAUCUUUUCAACACCGUCCACGAUCGCGUUAAGAUGGUGUUCCAUCCGGAGUUUCUUUCGUCAACGAAUCCGUUAUUCGGUCUCGACUACGAAGAGUUUGUCAGAGGAUGUCACUUGGGUGUGUUCCCCUCGUACUACGAGCCAUGGGGAUACACGCCGGCCGAGUGCACGGUCAUGGGGAUUCCCAGUAUCACGACGAAUUUGUCGGGUUUCGGGUGUUUCAUGCAGGAGCACAUAGCGGACCCGAUGAGCUACGGCAUCUACAUCGUCGACAGGCGUUUCAUCAGCCUGGAGAAUAGCGUGCAGCAGCUCGCGCAAUAUAUGUUCGAUUUCGCGCGGCUCAGUCGCCGGCAGCGCAUCAUCCAGAGGAACCGCACGGAACGUCUGAGCGAUCUUCUCGACUGGCGAAAUCUUGGCAUCUAUUAUCGCCAAGCGAGAAUCAAAGCGCUGACCACUGUGUACCCGGAACUCCAGUCAGAGUACGCGGAGGGUGGUGUCGGCCGAUUCACUUAUCCGCGACCGAUCAGCGAGCCGCCGUCCCCAUUGUCUUCGCGGCACACGACACCGGCGGCGUCCGUGCACGGAUCCGACGAUGAGGAUGAGGUCGACGACGAGAAAGAGCUAGCGGAACUACGGAAUCCAAGUGGAAACUGAGACAAUGGAAGUCGAGAGGGAGAGCGAUAAGCAAUUAUGUGCGAUGAAAUGUAAACCGAUCGAUCGAGGAAGGAUCGCGUAACGUAGUGCCAAAAUGUUAGUAGAGACGUCUUCACGGAGCGGAGUACACGUGUUCAAAUUUCGGAUAAAAGUUUUGAAGAUAGUUUCGUCGUUUGUCUGCCACACUGGCUCGUGUGCAAAGACACAGAAGAUUCAGCGAAGUCAAAGAGAAACGCAGCAAUACUCGCAACACGGCUUAUGAUCGUACUGAUCAUUUUUUAGAAUGCAAUAAUACUAUUUAUUACAUUAGCUUUAUUCGUUAACGGCAUAACUCGCUUAGUUCGUCUCUUAUCCAAAUUUCCGAUCGUGUGUGCGAUAUCGAGUUACGUUCAGACGAUAUAUAUUAUUAUUAUUAUUAUUAUAUAACGCGACCAGAGAAGUUCGAAUGCGCAAAAGGAAGAAAGAGACAAUAUUCGCCCGUACAUGCAUUACACGUCCUACGCACAUCGCGCUUCACACUUAUAUGACAAUAUAGUCGGUGAAUUUGUAUACAUAUAUUAUUAUACGGUAUGAGUGGAAUAUGUUCGUGUAUAGAAACAAUGAUAUUUUUAUUAGAAUUGGCACUUGAAUAAAAAUUUCUAUCAUUCUU